AUGAUGACGAUGUGCCGUCUGCUGUGCGCCCUGUUGGUGCUCGCCCUGUGCUGCUGCCCGUCCGUGUGCGUGAGAGCGACUGGCGGAGAGAAAGAUGUUAAAAGUUCAGACUCCCCUGCGCCAAAGACAUCAGAUGUUCCACCCGAACCGGAAGUGGAACGAGACGGUGAUAUGGACCUUGCGUUAGAGAUUCCUGAGCCGCACACAGGAAUUUCAGCCAAUACGUCAAGGCCAAUACCCUCGGGAAAUCAUGCACAUCAGUCUGAAGGUUUGUCUGGUUUGCAAGCGGGAACAAAUCCAAAGGACAAUCUGCCUAUUUCAACAGAUAGGACAGCAGUUACGUCAUCAGGUACGCCAAUUCCGCCAGGGACACCAAGUCCGACGAAGGAUAAUCGAGAGUCACCAGUUUUGGCAACUGAUUCCGCACAGACACAAGUUGCGAUUGGUUAUUUAGGUACAGAAAGCAAAAAGGUACAGGAAAAUACACAAGGUGUUGAGGAAAAUAAGGCACAGACAUCAAGUCAGACAUUCAAAACGCCAAAUACGAGUUACACUACUACGACGAAGCCACAACCACCACCACCGCCAGUAGGGCUAUCACCAGCAAGAAGCGUUUCAGAAGGAGAAACAAACCCAACAGCAUCAACAGGCUCACAGAAGGCAACAGAAACAACAAGCACGACGUCACUGCCAAACGCUAAAACGGCGCCUGAAGCACAGGAAAAACCUUUAGGAAAUGGUGAGCCAAGCCAAAACAGACAAGACACGGACACACCAGAUUCGAUGAAUGAUGCAAAUACAAGUCGUCCAGCGGAAACACCAGCGUCAUCUGUAUCUAAAAGUGGCAGUGGUGGAACCCAGAACAAGGAGGACAAAGUUGAUAACGGCGCUCAACGGCCUAACACCAGAGAACCACAAGACGGAAUCGAAGGUGGUAAUACCAACAACACUCCCACAUCCACUGAGACAGCAGCACAAAAAGCAGAAACAGUCAACAACUAUCAAACAAAUGAUACUGCAACAAAAGGCAACAGUGACGGCAGCACCGCGGUCUCCCACACCACCUCCCCUCUUUUGCUUCUUCUUCUUGUUGUGUGUGCGGCUGCUGCUGCGGUGGUGGCCGCGUGA
This is a messenger RNA of Trypanosoma cruzi, 1128 nucleotides long. RefSeq names its product mucin-associated surface protein (MASP), putative. Lineage: Eukaryota; Euglenozoa; Kinetoplastea; Trypanosomatida; Trypanosomatidae. The coding region runs from base 1 to 1128 and encodes 375 amino acids. The record is from RefSeq and is a predicted model, not a curated record. The transcript has a single exon.